This is a messenger RNA of Knipowitschia caucasica, 636 nucleotides long. The record is from the annotation of a GenBank genome assembly. NCBI's taxonomy places the organism in Eukaryota, Metazoa, Chordata, Actinopteri, Gobiiformes, Gobiidae.
AUGACAGCCAGACCCCCCCCCCAGGGGAGUCUUCAGCAGAUCCAGUCGGUGCUCAACUCCACAGAGGUUGGCCUACACCAGCUUACGGCCCUGGUGGACUGCCGCAGCCUGCACAUGGAUUAUGUGCAAGCUCUGACGGGGCUGUGCUAUGACGGCGUGGAGGGCAUCAUCUACCUGUUGCUCUUUUCCUUCGUCACGGCGCUCAUGUUCUCCUCCAUUGUGUGCAGCGUGCCACAUACCUGGCCCCCCAAGAGAUCGGAGGACGACGGGGAGGAGGAGGGUGCCGCGCGCGCCGACGGAGUACACGAUAACCUGUACCGUGUUCACAUGCCCAGCCUCUACAGCUGCGGCUCCAGCUACGGUAGUGAGGCUAGUCUGCCUGCCACGGCCCACACUGUCAGCAAUGCCCCCGUCACAGAGUACAUGAGCCAGAACGCUAACUUUCAGAACCCUCGGUGUGAGAACACCCCCUUGAUUGGCAGGGAGUCCCCUCCACCCUCUUACACGUCCAGCAUGAGGGCCAAAUACAUGGCCACCAACCGGCCCGAGCAGAACCGCCGCUCUGUACCCAAUGAGCAGCUGGACGUCUCGAGCCGGCCCCACCCCAGCAUCCGGCCCCAGUCAUCGGUGCACUGA